Epithele typhae is the source of this 2370-nucleotide messenger RNA. Its product is annotated as RabGAP/TBC. Gene Ontology annotation, biological process: activation of GTPase activity. The transcript is spliced from 13 exons. NCBI's taxonomy places the organism in Eukaryota, Fungi, Basidiomycota, Agaricomycetes, Polyporales, Epitheliaceae. The record is from RefSeq and is a predicted model, not a curated record. Gene Ontology annotation, molecular function: GTPase activator activity. Bases 1 to 2370 code for a protein of 789 amino acids.
AUGGUUGAGAUCAAGCACAUGCCCCGACCCUCCGAAGACAUGCUCGUGGCCUCCACGUCAUCCGAGGACAGCUCGGACGACAGCAAGUACAGGCUCAUUUACAGCAAGUCGAAGGUUUAUGUCAAUCCAACCGCAUAUUCCCGGGACAACAUCCCAGGUUUCGUGGCUUUGGUCAAGAAGGAGACGGCUCAGCCUAAGGGUCAGAGUGAAUGGGACAAGUUCGUGAAGAUCGAGGAGCAUGCGGUUAUGGACGAGGAUGAAGAUGCCGUGCUCAUUGACCUGCCGGUCCAACGCCCUGAGUCGUAUGCGUUCUCGGUCCCUGUGACCUCUAUAUACUCCCUGAUUGUCAGCACACCCUCUUUGUCUUCAUGGUAUGGCUCUAUUGCCAUCAACCUAAUAAGCGGAGCGACUCUACCGAACCUCCAUUUCCAUGACGAUGAGUCGAAGUCCUUCUCGGUCCCCGUGAAGCCAUCCAUCGGGCCCAAACGCAUAUCUUAUCCUCCGCCUCCUGCAGAUAAUGCACCGAAGAGUAGCACUUGGGGCGGAGAGGACCUCCUCACAAAGCUGCGGUCAUAUUGCCACCUCCUGCGCUCUUCCUUACAGCCAAACCUGUAUUUGGUCGACCCUUCGCGCGAGGACAUCGAAACGCAUUCGACCGUGCUGUUUGCGGACGACGCGGUGGACGACAUUCUCGCUCAGUCGUCAUAUGCCAACUCUCACUCACCUAUUCCCGCACACCGCCGACCACGACCUCUCUCCACUACCAUCAGCUCCUUUGCCGAGCGUUCUUCCAUUCUCCACCGCUCACUGUCACCCACCACAUCCUCUUCCAGCGCGUCCUCCCAGUCGCGUAUGGCUCUCCUGCAGUCUUUCUCGCACAUCACGCGACACGCCGCCCACGCCGCACAACACAUCCUCUCGCAUCCCCUCGCCAAACCUAUCGUCCCCCAUCUCCCCGAUCCAGUGAGGAGCCUCGUAAACGCCAACGGCGACCUCGAGUGGGGAAGCUGGGUCGAGAAGGGUGGUGUGGGUGAGUUCGAGAGCGCGCGCGUGUAUCUCGCCCGAUGGGCGCGCAUCGUCGCAGAGGAGGGCGAGCGCGCGCGGGUGCGUGAGGCGCAGGCGAUGCCGGCUGCGUCCGCGGAUCUCGCAGAGGAGGACUCGUCGCUAGGCAUCUUUGAGCUCUUGCAGUCCACUUCCAACCUGCCCCGACCGAAGACCUCGAGGAAUCCGAAGCAGCCGGUGACGGAGAAGAUGUGGCGGGGGUGGUUCAACGCGGACGGGAGCACGAAGGUGCGGUGGGAGGAGAUGCAGCGGCAAGUUUUCACUAGGGGGAUUGUGUCUGAGAUCCGCAAGGAGGUGUGGCCGUUCUUGCUUGGGGUGCACAGCUGGGGCACAGAUACCGCAGAGCGGGAGAACGCGUGGGCAGCGAAGAAGGAGAAGUACCGCGACCUCAAGGACGAAUGGUGGGGUGUACCAGACGUCUUCGAGCGUCAAGACGUCAUCGAGGAGCGGCAUCGCAUCGACGUCGACUGUCGGAGGACAGAUCGUACUCAGCCGUUAUUCGCACAGACAACUCCGGUAGUGGAGGACACCGAGAACGAGAAGGGACUGCAUAUGCGGUAUUCUACUAUCUCGCCACAACUCGGAGAUAUCGGCGCCCAGGCGCCAACCAACGAGCACAUCGAACGUCUCGCAAGCAUACUCUUGACGUACAACUUCUACGAGACGCAGCUCGGUUAUGUGCAGGGGAUGUCUGAUCUCUGCGCGCCGAUCUAUGUUGUGAUGAGCGGCGACGAAGAGAUGACCUUCUGGUGUUUCGUGCAGAUCAUGGAGCGCAUGAAACAGAACUUCCUCCGAGAUCAGAGCGGUAUGAAGAAGCAGCUCUCGACACUCCAGCAGCUGAUCUCGGUCAUGGACCCGGAACUGUACCGGCACCUCGAGAAAACGGACGGGCUGAAUCUGUUCUUCUGCUUCCGGUGGAUGCUCAUUUCGUUCAAGCGAGAAUUUCCUUUCGAAGACGUCCUCAGGCUGUGGGAGUUCGUGCUCUUCGUUGCCCUCGCGGUACUCGAGUCUCAUCGGGACGUCAUCCUCCGAUACCUUGUCGAGUACUGCAACGAGCUCAGCAUGACCAUUGAGUUGGACAGCACGCUGGCACAGGCGGAGGUUCUCUUCCUAUCCUUCUCGCAGCUCAUCGCCGACUUUGAUCGGCGGGAGGUGGAGGAGAAGUCGGCUGGCGCGGCGAACAUCAGACAUCGGCGCCCCGGCAGCGUCGCGUCUGCCGCCGUGUCGGAGAAUGCGGCGGGGAAGAUACAAGCCAAGCGUCCUGUCGUCAGUGAGGAGUUGCGCGAGCUUCUCAAGGCAGGAGAAUAG